AGCUUCUUUAUCGGCGCUUACGAACGUAACGCUUCCGAUAGUUGUCGCUCCAGUUAACCUCUCAUAUCGUCAAAGUAUAGGUUAAGUUGAUUUCUGCUGAAAAAUAUUGAGUUAUGUCUCUUUCAAAAAGACAUUCAAACAUUUGAAACAUUGUGCCAAAACAUUCCCAGCGUAUCUAACACAAUGGAAAAUUUUUGUAAAUGUGUUUAGUGGUUGGGAAUUAUAAUUGCCGUUUUUAUCGCUGUCUACGAAUCUGUGCAAAGAAUUUAUUUUCUUUGUACGUCGUAUAUCAUUUUAAAAUAUGGAGAAAAUGUUGACGCGACAGAAUGUGGUCACAGAAUCUCCACAUGUCGAAACAAUACCUAUAAAUUUUGUUGCUACUGAGGAUGGUCGAACGCUGUUAGCAUUGACUGAACAUAAAGACGAUAUGUUGGAAAUUGUUGCAACUCCAGUCAUGCUUGUUGGACAAAGUGGAACAGCCACGUCAUUGAUAGAUGUAAAAAAUUUAAAUGGAAAUUUAAUAUUACAUUCGCCUGUUUUUCAAAUAAGCGUGGAAAAUAUUGUCAAUGAGUCAGAACUACAACAGUCGACGCAAAUUUUGGAACCAGAAUCAUUCAAUGACGUUGAUCAGAUGAAGUUGCAAUCGUGCAGAGAGCUGACAUUUAAGAAAACAGAUACGCAAGAGUAUCAGUCUCUUUCUCUGAAUGACUUGAUAGAUGGUGAAAAGGAUGAAAGAUCCUCUAAAGAGAAGCCGAUAAAUCCAGUUGCGAAAAAAAACAAUUCUGGAAGACCUAAAAAGAGCAAAGCAAUUUCUUCAAUUUCUUCGCAAGAUACAAAUAGCUUGAUGUGCGACAUUUGCCACCAAGAAUUUGGCAAACAAACGUUAUAUCGAAAACAUAUGGAAAAUCAUGCAGAGGAAAAACCACAUCGAUGUCCAAAAUGUUCCGCGUCGUUCAACGUGCCGACAAAUUUUACGCUUCACAUGGCAACUCAUAAUACGGGUGAACCGAAAUGUCCAGAAUGCGGUAAAAAAUUUGCAAGAAUGGCCAGUUUAAAGUCUCACAUGUUGUUGCAUGAGAAAGAAGAAAAUUUAUUCUGUACAGAAUGCGAAGAUGCUUUCUCCACGAAAACUCAAUUGGAUGCACAUUUGAAGCUUCAUGGAGAAAAAUGGGCGAUUGAAGAAGUACGAAAGUGUAAAUUAUGUAAUAAACAGUUUAGUCAACCAGCCUUGUACAGACUUCAUAUUCGUGAACAUUAUAGAUUGCAGACCAAAGUGGUGAAGCAAACGAAAAGAGGCACAAAACACAAAACAAUGUAUAAAUGUACCAUAUGUUUGAAGUCUUUUCAGAAGCCAAGUCAAUUGAUGCGGCAUAUUAGAGUGCAUACUGGUGAAAAACCUUUCAAGUGUACGAUAUGCGGUCGUGCUUUCACGCAAAAGAGUUCGCUACAGAUCCAUACGUGGCAACACAAUGGUAUUCGACCGCAUGCUUGUGAAUUUUGUAAUGCCAAGUUUAGUCAGAAAGGUAAUUUAAAUGCUCAUAUAAUGAGGGUUCACAAUGUCCCAGAUGGAGAACCUAUAUACGGAUGUAAUUAUUGUUCAUGCGUGUUUAAAAAACUCGGCAGUUUGAAUGGUCACGUGAAACGCAUGCAUACAGAUGUAAACGAGGAGAACUCCGUUAAGAAUAAUGCUCAUUCGAGUGAUAACGUGGAGUCCGAUAUACGUGCAACGGUGAAUAACGUUAUAACGCAACUGGCAUCUUUAGAAUCCAACGUUCAUCAACCUACGGAUUCGUCAAAUUUCGAGACGCGUCUGUUAUCGGAAAAUACAGCGAGAAAGGAUAUUUUGCAACAAGCGUUGAAAAACAGUGGUCUUCCUAGUAAAAACAAAACUUCUGCUUCUGAAGGUAUUCCUGAAGCAAAAAAGUUUGGAGCUCGGAUUAAUUUUGUAACGUUGUUGGAUCGAGCGCCUGACGGUGAUACGAGAAAGUAUUUGACGAUAAAGCAACGAUGCGUAGGAAACGUGAAAUGGUACGCGUGUACAUUUUGUCACAAAGAGUUUAAGAAACCGUCAGAUUUGAUACGUCAUUUACGAGUACAUACUCAAGAAAAGCCUUUCAAGUGUACCUACUGUCAUCGUUCGUUCGCUUUGAAAUCUACAAUGAUAGCACACGAACGCACGCAUUCGAGUGUGAAACGUUACGCUUGCGAUUCUUGCGACAAAACGUUCGUCUGUCAUAGUAGUUUAAUUGCGCAUACCAGAUUGCAUGCAAAGUCUGACAAUUGUUUCGAUAAAACCAUUGACAACGAGAAGGAUUCCGACACGCACGUUACGAUCGAAACUGAUAUUUAUUCUGGUAAUCAGUCGAAAACCCAAACAAAGGACAAAUCAAAAUUAUCACCGGAAGCAGAAAGUCUAGUACCUCAGGUGAUCUUGCAAGAACCGUUAGUAAUUAGCGACACGGGAAAUAAAAUUUCCGUGGCUCCUUCGGGAAAGAAGAAACAUGCUUGUGACGCAACUGCUGAUCAGGCCAGGCCCCAUAAGUGUUGGAUUUGUCAGGCGGCAUUUAGAAAGAUCAGCCAUUUGAAGCAACAUCAUCGUUGUCAUACCGGAGAGCGUCCAUACAAAUGCACAAAAUGCGAUAGGAGAUUCACGUCGAAUAGCGUUCUAAAAUCGCAUUUGCAUACUCACGAGGAUUCGAGACCACACGGUUGUUCUGUUUGUAAUGCGAAAUUCUCUACGCAGAGCAGCAUGAAAAGACACUUGGUUACUCACAGUAAUAAAAGACCGUUCAUGUGUCCUUAUUGUCACAAGACUUUUAAAACUUACGUGAAUUGUCGGAAACACAUGAAAAUACAUAAACACGAAUUGGCACAGCGGCAAUUGGAACACCAGAAAAUGAGAAUACAAGAACAAGCUUCGGACAAGUUGAAUACGAAGGAAAGUCCUAAACAAGAAGCGGCUCUCGAAUCGUCUUCUUCCUCUUCUGUCUCUGUCACUACUAUUAAUUCCACCAUUACCACCAACAUUUCUAUCACGACCACCGCCAGCAUCACCACUUCUCCCAUCGUCACAACGUCCUCUUCUACGUUUUCAGAUAAUCUUGCACUUUCUCGUCUUGGAUCGGUUGAAUUGUCAUUUCAACCGCAGCUCGGAUCAGAGUUUUCACAAGCUUUUCCUGAAUUUCAAAGUAUCACCGAAGAGAAGGAAAAAAUAAGGCCAGUUUUACCAACAAAUUGCGAUGCCGCAGCAUUUAUUAAUCAGAACGUGGGAGGUAUAGCUGUAACGAAUCUCGAAAAUUCACCAAUAUUACAGGCCGAUGAAGCUGGUUCGGUCACUUUGCCGGUUUACUCUGGCGAUCAGACACUUACACCGGAAAGUAUACGAGAGAUAGAAGAAACUUUAAAUCAACAGUUUUUUAAUAUCGGAAUGAACUUUAACUUGGGAGGAAGUAAUCACUCGAGACAUUCAAACAGUGCAAACGCGAGUGAUUUUGGCCAUGAUAUGAAAGAACAGCAGCAGCCUGUGUUGAAUGUUAUAUAUGAAAACAACAACAACAACAACAACAACAGUAACAGCAACGGCAACGUAGAAACAUCCGGAGAACAUGUGUUUCCGGCGCAAUUAGAUUCAUUUGAAAUGGAUCAUAUUACUUUGCAAUCGGAUGGUGAAAUCGACAUUGGAUUAGAUACAAGAAAUUCAACUAGCAUGGCGAGUAUACUGCCAAGGAAUAUGAAAGAUGAACGUCGACUGUCUGUUUGCGUUGCGACACCAGAUAUCAUAAACGUUGAACAAUCAGAAAAGUCUGGUGUCCAAGCGGUGGUAUUUGUUUCUCAGUCAAAUUUCUCCAAGAAGGAAAACGUAACGAACGAAUUCGCUGUAGAAGAAACUCAAAAAAACAAUAUUCCCAAAGAGUGUACAAUCAAUCAAAUCUUUUUUACAGAAGACCUUCGGGGAACGGCGCAAGAUUCGAAGGUUCAAUCAAAUAUGCACGCACUGUCAUCCAAUGUUGCAGAAAUCGUUGAAACCGCUACGAGUAAAAUAUCCUGUGAACAAUCACUGUUACAAUGUCACAUGUGCAGCCAACAAGGAUUCACAACAGUUGGUUUAAAAGAACAUUUGACAAGUCACCGUGGAACAAAGGAGUAUCAGUGCACAGAAUGCUCUUCGAAAUUUUACACAAACGGUGGAUUGAAUAGACAUUCGAAGAUUCAUGUGGUUAAACAAUCACUUAAAUGUUCGUCGUGCGAGAAGCAGUUUAACAAUAGAGUCGAACUGCGAUCGCAUAAUAAAAUUCAUGAAACUUCAAUGUGGAACGCUUCAGGGACAAAUGCCAAUGCAGAUGAUUCGGCGCUUUCAUCGGACAUGCAUCAAUCACGGGUUGUAAAUAGUCAUUUGCCAACAAGUAAUAUCGCAAUAGAAUCUGAUUCUACCGUUUCGGAGAAAGUUCUACUGGAUACAGUAGCUGAGAGAGAAGUAAUGAAUCAAGUAGAAAAUAUAUUCGUGGGGAAAAAGGAGCGAAAAGAGUAUACGAACAAAUGCAAGUAUUGCCCAAAAACUUUUCGCAAACCGAGCGAUCUUAUAAGACACGUACGCACACACACCGGGGAACGACCGUACAAGUGCGAUUACUGCAGCAAAAGCUUCGCCGUGAAAUGUACUCUGGAUUCUCAUACAAAAGUUCAUACGGGGAAAAAGACAUUUCGUUGUCACGUGUGCAAUAGUCUGUUUGCGACCAAAGGUAGCUUGAAAGUUCACAUGCGUUUGCAUACGGGUUCAAAACCAUUCAGUUGUCCCAUUUGCGAUUCGAGAUUUCGAACAUCCGGCCAUAGAAAGGUACACUUGUUGAAACACGCGCGCGAACACAACGCAAAAAGAAAGCAAAAACAUUUAAAAGUUGCGGUCAUAGCAGAAGUGGCGGCUGCUCUUGAGAAAUGUAACGAGAAGGAAAGGAAAAUGGACAGUUUCGAGGGAAAGCAGCAGCAACUAGCGCAAGAAGAGCAACAGCAGCUUUCGCAGACGGUCGCCGGAUUAACGUCUCCUUUAGAGACAUAUAGUAUUGAAACAGCAACUUCCUGUUUAACCGAUCAAAUUAAUUUCGACGCGGAAGCUAUCGUGUCGAACAACAAUCAAACGAUAGUGUCCAUAAACGAAAGCAAUCAGUUAGUUACGAAUUUACAUUUUCUUUUGACAAAUGGUCUUGUCACCAUUCAAACCGAAGAAUCAUUAUUGUCGCAAACAUCCGCACCCUCGGUUAACAAUUCGCAUCAUCGACCAGUCGAGGUUGCCGAUGCUGGAUGUGCAUUAUUGUCAACGUCCAGCGUUGUAUCCGACACUAGCGAGCAGCAUACCAAGGAAGAAAUUCAUAUAGAACAAAUGUUGAAAACGCCAUCGAAUAAUUGCCUUUUAACAGUAUCAACUGUGACACCGCCGCGACUAGAACAAUGUUCAAAAGUGACUGCGGAAGAGACGUUGUCAGUGGUAGCCGAUAAACCAACGACGAAAAGAAAUCUGUCGAAAAAGGAGUGCGACAUUUGUGGGAAAACAUUCACGAAACCGUAUCAAGUCGAGAGGCAUAAACGAAUUCACACGGGUGAACGACCGUACAAGUGUGACCUGUGCACGAAAUCAUUUGCUCAAAAAUCAACUCUACAGAUGCAUCAGAAACAUCAUACAGGCGAUCGGCCGUACGCUUGCCCGUAUUGUGAAUAUUCCUUCACGCAGAAAGGCAAUCUUCGAACACAUGUGAAACGCGUUCAUCAAUUGGAUACCGUGGACGCGAAGAAAUGGAGGCGCGGCCGUCAAUCCUUUCUGUCGAAAACAUCAUUUCAAGAAAACACCAUCGAAGACAAGAGUCUAAAUUUAGACAACAUAUCGUUUGUAGAGCUUCUGAAAUAGUAACGUGUACAACCGGUACAAGAGUUAUCGUUAUUUUACAUUGAUUGAAUAAUAUAAUUUUAGAAUUCUUGAAGGAAAACUGAGAGAAAAUUGAGACGGGAUUAAACCGAUUGAACGACGGAGAAAAUAAUACAUAUAUUGAAAUAUUCUUAUCGUUGCUAUUUGACGUGUUCCGUAAUAUAUAGUUGAUGCUGUCUCGCGAACAAAUAUAAUUUAUCGCCGUAUAAAACAUUCGCCGAUUUGUAUCAAAGGAAAAAUAAAUUUUUAACGUGCAA
Molecule: messenger RNA, 6171 nt
Organism: Frieseomelitta varia
Lineage: Eukaryota; Metazoa; Arthropoda; Insecta; Hymenoptera; Apidae
Product: zinc finger protein 236-like
Exons: 24
Coding region: 302-5896 (1864 amino acids)
Biological process (GO): regulation of transcription by RNA polymerase II
Cellular component (GO): nucleus
Molecular function (GO): RNA polymerase II cis-regulatory region sequence-specific DNA binding; DNA-binding transcription factor activity, RNA polymerase II-specific
Source: RefSeq, a predicted model, not a curated record